Adineta steineri is the source of this 978-nucleotide messenger RNA. NCBI's taxonomy places the organism in Eukaryota, Metazoa, Rotifera, Eurotatoria, Adinetida, Adinetidae. The record is from the annotation of a GenBank genome assembly.
AUGUCUUUAUCAACAGUAUUAUAUUCAACUCAAGAAAAUGUAUUAAAAUUUGGUGGCCCAAUCGUAUUAUUUAUUGGAACUAUUGGUUGUAUAUUAAAUUUAAUGGUAUUUACUAAGAAUAGUUUACGAAAAAAUCCGUGUACAAUCUGUUUAAUAGCUGUAAAUAUUGUUGAUAUUAUCUAUUUUUAUUUGGGUUUUCUUUUAACAAUACUUGCAGUUGGUUAUAAUACUGAUUUAAGUAUCAGUAGUAUUGGUUUUUGUCGAUUUCGUUUCUAUAUUUCAUUUGUUUUGACAUGUUCACAACCAACCUGUCUUAUCUUAGCAUCAAUUGAUCGUACAUUAAUCACUUCAAAAAAUGUUGAAACUCGACAACGUAGUACACGUCGUUUGAUUAUUACAAGUUUGAUUAGUUUGAUUUUAUUUUAUGCCAUCGUUGAAAUUCAUGGAUUAUUAUUUAUGGAAAUUUUACAAUAUGGACCUAAUUAUUUUGUUUGUUUUUAUCAACCAGGUACAUAUACAACAUUUAUGGGUUAUCAUGCACUUAUUGUUAAUGGUUUUAUUCCACCUUUAUUAAUGGCAAUAUUUGGAUUGUGGACAGUGAAGAAUGUUCGUAAUGUUCAACGUAGAUUACCAAUCACUCAUGCUACAAAUAGAGAACAUGUAAACAUCGGUAGACCAUAUGUAAUUCAAUCGAAAGAUAGGCAACUUAUUCGCAUGUUACUUGUAGAUAUUAUUGCUUUUAUUAUUUUUAAAUUUCCAGUUACAAUUAUACUUAUUUAUCAACAAAUUACACAAUAUAAUCAAAAAUCUUCAGAACAACAAAUUAUUGAACAAUCAUUUCUACAAUUAUCAUACUUUUGGUAUUUUAUUGAUAGUAGUAUUGGUUGUUAUACAAAUAUUUUAGUAUCAAAAACAUUUCGUGCAGAACUGAAAAAUAUUCUCUCAAAUAUUAGUCUUUUCUUUUGUCGUCGACCCUGA